This is a messenger RNA of Hymenoscyphus albidus, 817 nucleotides long. The record is from the annotation of a GenBank genome assembly. Lineage: Eukaryota; Fungi; Ascomycota; Leotiomycetes; Helotiales; Helotiaceae.
AUGCGUCUCAUCAACGCGCGUACCUUGGAGCUCAAGGACUUCUUUGAGCCAAUCCCAAAAUAUACUAUCCUCUCACACACAUGGGGUGACGAAGAAGUCACGUUUCAGGAAUUUACCCACGACAUCGAUAAGCUGAAGGUUGCACAGAAAGAGGGGUUCAAAAAGAUUGUGGAUUGUUUAAACCAGACCCUACGAGAUGGGUACGAGUAUUGCUGGGUCGACACAUGUUGCAUUGAUAAGAGUAGCAGCGCUGAGCUCAGCGAGGCAAUCAAUUCAAUGUUCAAAUGGUACAAAGACUCGGAACGUUGUUACAUACUUCUUUCUGAUAUUACUGUACCUGUUGGAGGAGCAACAAGGAAACUUCUGGAAAACUCACGGUGGUUUACACGUGGCUGGUAAGUAAAAGAAGCGAUGUUAUAAAAUCAGGAACUAAUAUCUUGGAAGGACAUUACAAGAGCUAUUAGCACCCUCCCAUCGAAUAUUCUUUGAUAAAGACUGGAUUAUCAUUGGAAAGAUGUGUCGUGAAAGUAGUGGCAAUUUCCCUUGGAGAUAUCCUCAAGUACGAGAUUCAGAGAGAGAACUCGCAAACAACAUUUCGUACAUUGCAAAUAUUCCCACAGAAGCUCUCUAUUCGUUGGUGUCAAUGGAAGAGUACCACAUCUCCAUGAAAAUGUCUUGGGCUGCUAGAAGAACUACUACCAGAGCUGAAGAUAUGGCAUACUGUUUGCUGGGACUUUUCGACAUCAGCAUGCCUCUUCUCUACGGAGAAGGAGGCCAAAAGGCAUUCAUCAGGUUACAAGAGGAGAUCCUAAAAUAA